AUGAUGUGCCGCAUCAGCUAUGUUGUCUUGUUUCAUUUGCUUCUGAAUGCCUGUUUUGCUUGUCUUUUAUGUCCACUGCACUUGCCUCCAAGACCACGUCCAAUCGAUCAUUUUUUAUUGCCGUCCGUUGAAAAUCUUGAGCUACCAGAAUCUGUUGCUGUACUUUGUAACAACACAAAAAAUUUACCACUUACCAAUGUUUGCGGUCAACAAGUCUCUGAAAUUGUUUGUUCAAUUUCUGAAUUUAUUUUUUCUCAAACCACAACCUGUAAUACAAGUGAUUCGCAGGAGCGAUGCGUUGAAUGUUUGCAACGGAAAUCCGUAAUGACAGAAAAAAAUUUUUGGGCUAUUUCUUGGUUAGAUUCUCUUGGGAAAAUGCCACCAGCAGUUAGCGAAGGGAACUACUACUGGUUUGGAGACUACGAACAAUGCGUUAAACUGAAAAUGUCUGGUGCAUUUGAUGGUCGGUACUGUCAAGUACUGUUGGAGAUACCGGACGCAACAAUUUUUCCAAACUGCCUUCAAGAAGAUCCAUUGGAAAUUCAUCUUGGAUUCUGUGGACCGACGGCUUGUUCAGUUAAAGAACUAGGCUCAUUUUUACAGUCUUAUUCCCAGUACAAGUUGAAAGUACAGUGCGAGUCUUCUUCAGAGUGGCCUUUCCCAGCACAACUCUUUAUAAGUCUAGUAACAAUUUGGAUAACUUUAGUCAUCGCCGGAACGGUGCUGGACAGUAAUGACAAAGAGCAGUUGGAUAACGGGCAUGUGAUGGAACUUGCACGCUGUGUAUCAUUGCGGUCAAAUGGUCAGAAGUCACUGACUACGAAGAGAGAACACGGAUAUCAUUCGAUUCAGGGAAUCCAAGUAUUGAGUACUGUAGUGAUCGUCACUGCAAACUGUUAUCUAAUUAUGAUGCCCUAUAUAGAAAAUGUUGUCUUCUCUUAUGAAAACGUUAAGCUUUUCUAUAUGCAUCUGCUCAACAACUUUACGUAUCACAUAGAUGGCCUUAUCGCUGUUCAUAGUCUCUUCUUUGCUUUGGUUUUACGGGAUGUUUUACCUGAUGCGGUGGAAAUCAAAAAGCAGUAUGUCUGGCGGCUAUUACAUAUACUGCCAAGUUACGCUUUUUUGAUAUUGUUCAUGACGCUGAUUUUUGACCAUCUCUCUUCUGGUCCAAUGUGGAAUCACGGCGAAAUGGUGGCUCGUUGUUCAAGCCACUGGUGGAAAAAUCUACUUUUUAUUGAUAACUUUUUUGGUGCUGAAGAAACGUGCUUGGAUAGCGGCUACUUAAUAUCACUGGAAGUUCAGUUUUUCUUCUUCCUGGCUAUUAUGGUGUAUUUAUCUCUGCAACAUCGUAAUGUCAUAAUCACAGCUGCCUGUUCCGGUUUAAUAUGUUCAAUUAUAUACACAUUUCUUAUCGUUAAUACUAGAUCUUUACCUCCCUCAAUUAUGCUUACAGUUGACCCAUUACCUCAACAUAGUGUAUCUACAUUUCUGGACAUGAUUUAUACGAAACCAUGGACGCGAUGCUCACCGUUUUUGAUCGGAUUUGUAUUUUCUUUCCUUUUCACUAAAAAAUCUCGGAUCAGCAAGAUCACGGCUACUGUGAUACACAUAAUUCUUAUCGGUGUUGCUUUCUGUGUAGCAUUCUUCUUGUAUCCUUAUGCUACUGAAGCUCCUGCUGAAGGUGUACUUUUAUCUCUGUAUGCAGCACUUCAUCGGCCUAUCUGGUCGGUAAUCGUUUGCAUGACUAUUUACCUAUGCUAUCGACGUUCUGCAGGAGAAUUUGGCACUUUUCUCGAAUGGCGGCUAUUUACCCCAUUAGCUAAACAAUCUUAUGUCGUUCUACUCAUAUCUGAACCAGUAUUUAAAUAUCUGUUUUCAUCGUUACACAGACCGUUUCAUGCUACUCAGUGGUCGUCGUUAUAUAUGGCACUGGGUACUUUGGUGUUAUCGUACAUAAUAGCCUUUACGCUAGAUAUAUUCGUGACAAGACCUAUUAGAAGUCUUAUUUGGUGUGAAUUUGAAGUAACAUUAAAACAGAAUUCUGGAAGUCGACAAACAGUUGAAUCUGAAGCCAGAUUACUGGGGAAGACGUCAGAAAUUGAGGAUGCUCAAUAG
Messenger RNA from Enterobius vermicularis (human pinworm), 2115 nucleotides. NCBI's taxonomy places the organism in Eukaryota, Metazoa, Nematoda, Chromadorea, Rhabditida, Oxyuridae. The record is from the annotation of a GenBank genome assembly.